Moneuplotes crassus is the source of this 1935-nucleotide messenger RNA. Lineage: Eukaryota; Ciliophora; Spirotrichea; Euplotida; Euplotidae. The record is from the annotation of a GenBank genome assembly.
AUGGAGGAUUCAGAACAAUACUUCGUUAUCGAGUACUUCAAAAAUUACCUCAAGUAUCAGUACGAGUGAUUCUCAACAGACCCUUUACAAGACUUUAAAGAAGCUAGUGCUAAAAGAAAUCUCUCUGAUAAAGAUGACCUUGAGGGAGAAAAUACUUCCUUAACUGUUAAGACAAGAUUAAGGUCAGGCCAGACCUCAACUAAUGAAAGGAAUCUGACUCCUGAAACUAGUCCUGCAGAAAGCAUGGUAAACCCUUCAUUCCAUUUCAAGUGAAUGACAGAUAAUGAGAAAAGGGAGAAGCUCAGACUUUUAUCUUCAGUCAUUGUUAUAGAAGAUAUAGAUUUACUCACCUCAGAAGCGAUCUGAGACUGCUCAUUCCUUAAGAACAUCUUGCAUUACAUGAAGCCUGAUGAGUUCAGGAUUCCUGAUGGAGGUGUGAAUGAAAAUGAGUACGUUCCGAUCCUGUACGGUCUCCAAAAAUUCCUUCGUGCUCGAAACUUCGACUCAGUAUCCUACCUCAAGUCUUUGAAGACUAGGUUUAACAUUCAGAUGAUCACUUCUGAUGAAAAAUGGGAGCUUGUCAAACUCACGAUACUUGUUAGUUUCCUAUGUAAAGAUAGUGAGGAAUCUUUAAUCUCAAGAGGGCUGGAUUUCAGCCAUGAAAAGACCUCUGAGGUCAAACCCUCCUUCCUCAAAGGGUUGUUCCAGGUCCUAGAUUCCGUACUUUUCAAAUUGAAUCAUUUUGAUGACGAGAGUGUGUUUGGAGUUCUUGACUGCAACAAAUCAACCUCGUUUAUCAAGUCAAAUGCUGAGAUUCUUAAUUUCAGGAACUCAGUUGGCUUUAACCCAAGACAAGAGACAGACAAUAUGCUAAUCGAUUCAUUGUUAAGUGACGAAGAAGACGACUUAUUUGACAGGGCUUGAGAUAACGAGUACUACAAUCAUCUCAGAGAUGAUGAAAAGAUGCUCUCAAUGAAUCAGUCUCCUUUAAAAGAUUCCUCAGAUAAUUUUCUGCAGCCAUUUACAACCUUCCGUACAAUUGAUCAUAGAUCGUCAAUGGUACCAUACAAAAAUUUCAACCUUCACGGUGGGAAUCAGAGACAGAGAGUAACCAUAAAUGGAAUUUUACAAAGAAAAUUCAACUGAAAUGACAAUUCCUCACUGAUGUAUCCUAACCAGAGUUCUUUGAAGAGAUCCUCUGUGAGUUAUUUACAACAGUUUGAGAAAGAGUUUGAGACAAAGGAAAGUCAUCUACUGAAUCAAAUCUCUGAGCUUAAGCAAAGACUUACAAAGUUCUCUGAAGAGAACUCGACUCUCAAGGAUCUCCUCAAGGAAGAAGAGAAAGAAAACUCCAGACUCACCAGAGACCUGAAAAGAAUACAAAAAGUUGAGGAGAGAUUCGAGCAUCUCAAGUACUGCUUCGAGAAGAAGCAUAAUGAGUGAGAAGAACUCACCCAGAACCUUCAGGCUUCAGCAGAGCAGCUAUCCCUCUCUGAAAAGAAUACCUCCAAACUUCUUAAGACAAUUAAAAGCCAGGAGAACAUUCAUUUCCAACACUUGAAAAUGUUCAAAGAGUCUGAAGACCUAUUGAGGAGUUACUAUGACAAAUCAUUACAAACAUGCCUUGACCAGAUUAAGCUGAGGGACGAGCAGCAGAUCCCUUUACAGCAAAGAGAUAGAGAAUUCAGAGACCUGAAACAUGAACUUGAGAAGACUAAAAGAAUGGAGCAGAGCUACUUUGACCUCUACACAGAGACCCUUGAAACUCUUGAAGAGAUGAGCAAAAGAUGUGAGGCUCUUGAACAGAACACAGAAUGUACGCCCACUAAUUCUCAGAAUGAACUUAAGAUAUGGGAUACCAAAAUCAACAGAAAUGAGAUAACCAUCAGCUGAGCUUUAUUGCUCCUCUGAAUGCUAGCUAAUUUAGUAUUGUAG